AUGUUGAAGUUGGAGAUUAUACACUUGCGUAUUAAUUAUGGUUCAAGAACUUCUGUUGAUAAGUCGGCAUCAUUGACUUUAUUGUGUCGGCCGUGGAAAGAAUUAGCUAAUUCAUCUACCGUUCUUUCAAGUUUUGAUAUAGCUAAGAAAGACAUUCCAUCUGAUUGUGUUCUCGGAUCAAAUAUUUCAUCAAGCGUUGUGAAUGCUGAUGUGUCGAAAGAUGCUUCGGUUAAUUUAUGGACAUCAUCAUCUACAAGUCAUGAUUCUGCUUCGUGUCCUUUUACUGCAUUGGCUAAAGUUGUUACAGCUUCACAGACAGACUGUAAGGAUUCGAAAAAUCUAGAAGAUUCUGCUAAGGAAGUAGUUGAAGAUAAACGGAAAGAAACGUUAACUUUAGCGGAAGUCGACCUAGUUGCAGGUGAAAGAGAAAUGCCAGUUAUUCGACAGCAUUGCCGAGCUCAUAAUUCCGAUGCUAAUGAACAGAGGUGUAAUAAUCAUGGACCUUUUCAUUUCGAGUUAAAUGAUGUACACAACAACGGUGCUGAAAAGAAUAACGAAUCUCUCUGCAGGUCAAGGAAAGUAGUACGUUUAGUGUAUGAUGGCAGACUGUUGAUUAAUACUCUCAGUUGGUUACAAAUGCCUGCUGCUCUAGUUGACUCACGAACUUUGAGAAUGGUUGCAAUUAAUGAGGUGGGUAGUUAUGUAAUGGCUGCAUGGCGCAACGACUUCCAAUAUCUUGCUGAGGUUCUAGCCCAUCGUCAGCGACAUGGUACAAGAGCAGAGUAUCGCCUACGUUAUAUUUGGGAUCGCGUUGUAGAAUGGACACCCGUCAGCAAGUUACGCAAAGCAACUCAGUACGAAAUCGAUUAUGUCUUAAAAUUCUGUAAAGAGCAAGGUACACUAUCCACAAAUAAAAUCCCUAGUAAAUUUGAUCUGCAGUAUUCAUGUAGUAGUAGCAAUGAUUCUGCAUCAGGAACAUCUCAAGCUAAAAGAAUAAGGACAAAUGUGUCAGAAAGCAAGUCAAUAGACCGCACUUCGGAUCCUGAAACACAUCGCUAUCGGUCACGUCCUACUCAUGUAAGUACAAGUGGUUUCUCUGUCUUAGAAGGCAAGAAGACUUUUCUUCCAACAUUAUUUGAUGGAAUCAUCGAACAGGAUGGGAUGGUUUGUGAUAAGAGUGUUUUCCAGUUUCACGAAGCCUGUCGAAGACGUCGUGAAUUGAAAAGAAAAGCUAUCGAAGAGAACGACACAUGUCCACAUGGAUUUGACAGUUCUGUAUCUGUUUUGAGUCAAACAUUCACCAUCAGGUCAAACCAUCAGAACAGGUGUGGUCUUAAUUCACAACAUAAUUCUAUAAGAACCGAAAAUUAUGCAGCGGAAGCUACAGUAGCAUCCCCACCGGUAUCAUCCAUUUAA
Molecule: messenger RNA, 1416 nt
Organism: Schistosoma turkestanicum
Lineage: Eukaryota; Metazoa; Platyhelminthes; Trematoda; Strigeidida; Schistosomatidae
Source: the annotation of a GenBank genome assembly